This is a messenger RNA of Patiria miniata (bat star), 5334 nucleotides long. RefSeq names its product mucin-5AC-like. The coding region runs from base 1 to 5334 and encodes 1777 amino acids. The transcript is spliced from 26 exons. The record is from RefSeq and is a predicted model, not a curated record. Lineage: Eukaryota; Metazoa; Echinodermata; Asteroidea; Valvatida; Asterinidae.
AUGCCGCCAAGUCCUUACCCAGAUAUUCCAGACAUGGAGAUCACUGUUGACGGUGUAGAGAAACUACUCUCCUCCCUCAAAGUCAACAAGGCUGUUGGACCAGACGAGAUACCAAAUGCUGCCCUGAAAACUGCCUCAGUCCGAUGGGCACCCGUCUUGCAGUUUAUUUUCAGCCAAAGUUUAGACCAGAAUACUGAGAACCCUAACAUCACAUGUCCUAACUCAGUCAUGGGCAUGUCCACGGACGCUGGAGUUUCGACUGCUUCAGUUACGUGGUCACCAGCACCGUCGGCUACGGAUAAUGUGGACACCUUAACUGCAAGUGACAUAAGUUGUACAGAUGGUGACAGCAAUCAGGUGAUGUCAGGUGGCACAUUCGAUUUAGGCACAACGACAGUCACCUGCACUGUGUCUGAUGCCGCUGGGAACUCAGAUACGUGCAUGUUCACCAUCGAAAUCAUCGAUACUAAGAACACUACCACUCCAGCAGACACCACCAUGUCAGGAGACACCACCCCUCCAGACACCAUCCCUCCAGACACCACCCCUCCAGAAACCACCCCUGUAGACUCCAUUCCCCCAAGCACCGACCCUCAAGACACCACCCCUCAAAACACCACCCCUCCAGACACCACCCAUCCAGACACCAUCCCUCCUGACACCACCCCUCCUGACACCAGCCCUCCAGACACCAGCCCUCCUGACACCACUCCUCCAGACACCAAUGGAGAACCGCCAGUUGUCACUGUUCCAACUGUUGAAGAUCAAUGCAUUGAUGCAGCUCAAGCUCCAGUUUCUGUCACAUGGGACGAAGUAACUGCCACAAACAUUUCUGCUGAAAACAUCAGUUGUACAGACACUGACGGAAACGUGGUGUCUCUGACUGGAGCUUCAUUUGGAGUAGAAUGUCACACAGUGACCUGCGUUAUUACUCUCCCUUGUGGAUGCAAAAUAGAAGAAACCUUCUAUUUCUAUAUUAUAGCAAUUCCGACUUUUACCGUACCAACUGUUGAUGAUCAGUACAUUGCGCCUGGCAUGGCAUCGAUUCCGUUGUCAUGGGAUAAGGUGAAUGCAACCUACACGGAUGGUCAAGCAAUAAAUUGUACGGAUGAUGCAGGGGGAACCAGUGUGACAGUCACAGGAGGAGACCUUCCAGCAGGGUCUCAUAAUGUAACCUGCACUGUGACCAAUAAUGGUGGUUGCACGACAUCAGCAUACUUCACGUUCGAUGUAAUCGAACUGACCGAAGCAACCGUGGCAACCACGACUGAGUCACUGUCUGAUACAACAGUAUCAAUCACCCCUCCAGUAACAUCCACAACUCCAGUAUCGAACACCACUUCAGAAUCAACCACCAUUCCAACAACUUCCACCGGCGAUGGACCUCCCUCAACAACCCCGGACACCACUUCAGAACUGACCGAAACAACCGAGUCAAUCACGACUGAUGAGUCACUGCCUGAUACAACAAUAUUAAGCACAACUCCUGUAUCAAGCACCACUUCAGGAUCAACCACUAUUCCAACAACUACCAUCGUAGAUGGACCUCCCUCAACAACUCCAGCUACCACUUCAGACCUGACAGAAACAACCGUGUCAAAUACAACUGAUGAGUCAUUGCCUGAUACAACAGUAUUAAGCACAACUCUAGUGACAUCCCCAACUCCAGUAUCAAGCACAACUUCAGGAUCAACUACCAUUCCAACAACUAUCAUCGUAGAUGGCCCAUCCACAACAACACCUGCCACCACUUCAGAAUUAACCACCGCUCCAGGAUCAACCACCGUUCACGUAUCAACUAUUGCUCCGGUAACAUCCACCACUUCGGGGUUAACUACUACUGUGGUAUCAACAACAGUUUCAACAUCUUCCACCCCGGAUGGACCUCCCACAACAGUACCAACCACCGCCCCAGUAACAACCAUCUGCCAAUGUUAUGGAGAAUCGCCAGUUGUCACUGUUCCAACUGUUGAAGAUCAAUGCAUUGAUGCAGCUCAAGCUCCAGUUUCUGUCACAUGGGACGAAGUCACUGCCACAAACAUUUCUGUCGAGAACAUCAGUUGUACAGACGCUGAAGGAAACGUGGUGUCUCUGACAGGAGGGUCAUUUGAAGUAGAAUGUCACACAGUGACCUGCGUUAUUACUCUCCCUUGUGGAUGCAAGAUAGAAGAAUCGUUCUAUUUCUAUAUUAUAGCAAUUCCGAUAUUUACCGUAUCAACUGCUGAUGAUCAGCACAUUGCACCUGGCCAAGCAUCCAUUCCAGUGACAUGGGAUGAAGUGAACGCAACCAACUCAGAUGGUCAGGCAAUAACUUGUACGGAUGAUGCAGGGGGAACCAAUGUGACAGUCUCAGGAGGAGACUUUCCAGUGGGGUCUCAUAAUGUAACCUGCACUGUGACCAAUAAUGGUGGUUGCACGGCAUCAACAUACUUCACAUUCGGUGUAAUCGUAUCAAGCACCAAUCCAGUAACAUCCACAACUCCUGUAUCAAGCACCACUUCAGGAUCAACCAAUAUUCUAACAACUAUCAUCGUAGAUGGACCUCCCUCAACAACUCCAGCUACCACUUCAGAACUGACAGAAACAACCGUGUCAAAUACAACUGAUGAGUCAUUGCCUGAUACAACAGUAUUAAGCACCUCUCUAGUGACAUCCCCAACUCCUGUAUCAAGCACAACUUCAGGAUCAACUACCAUUCCAACAACUAUCAUCGUAGAUGGCCCAUCCACAACAACACCUGCCACCACUUCAGAAUUAACCACCGCUCCAGGACCAACCACCGCUCACGUAUCAACUAUCGCUCCGGUAACAUCCACCACUUCGGGGUUAACUACUACUGUGGUAUCAACAACAGUUUCAACAUCUUCCACCCCGGAUGGACCUCCCACUACAGUACCAACCACCACCCCAGUAACAACCAUCUGCCAAUGUUAUGGAGAACCGCCAGUUGUCACCGUUCCAACUGUUGAAGAUCAAUGCAUUGAUGCAGCUGAAGCUCCAGUUUCUGUCACAUGGGACGAAGUCACUGCCACAAACAUUUCUGCGGAGAACAUCAGUUGCACGGACGCUGAAGGAAACGUGGUGUCUCUGACAGGAGGGUCAUUUGAAGUAGAAUGUCACACAGUGACCUGCAUUAUUACUCUCCCUUGUGGAUGCAAGAUAGAAGAAUCGUUCUAUUUCUAUAUUAUAGCAAUUCCGAUAUUUACCGUACCAACUGUUGAUGAUCAUCACCUUGCACCUGGCCAAGCAUCCAUUCCAGUGACAUGGGAUGAAGUGAACGCAACCAACUCAGAUGGUCAGGCAAUAACUUGUACGGAUGAUGCAGGAGGAACCAAUGUGACAGUCACAGGAGGAGACUUUCCAGUGGGGUCUCAUAAUGUAACCUGCACUGUGACCAAUAAUGGUGGUUGCACGGCAUCAACAUACUUCACAUUCGGUGUAAUCGUAUCAGGCACCAAUCCAGUAACAUCCAAAACUCCAGUAUCAAGCACCAAUUCAGGAUCAACCACCAUUCCAACAACUUCCACCGCAGAUGGACCUCCUUCAACAACCCCGAUCACCACUUCAGAACUGACAGAAGCGACAGUUUCAAGCACGACUGAAACACUGGCUGAUACAACAGUAUCAAACACCCCUCCAUUAACAUCCACAACUCCUGUAUCAAGCACCACUUCAGGACCAACCACCAUUCAUACAACUACCGCCGUAGAUGGACCUCUAACAGCAACACCAGCCACUACUUCAGAAACACCAAAUACAGAAGCAGCACGACUUACCUCCACUCAAGGAACAUCCACCUGUGCGACACCUAUUGUGAAUGUGCCAACGGUGAGUUCUACGUGUGCAGCUGUUAGUGGAUCUACAGCCUCUGUAACUUGGCCAGCCGUAACUGCCUCCAAUGCUGCGGGAGGGAGCAUCUCUUGCAGUGAUUCUGGAGAUGGAGCUAGUGUGACAACCACUGGUGGAACCUUUGGAGUAGGAUCGCAUACAGUCACGUGCACUGUAACUAAUUCUGGCAGUUGCACAGGCUCCAAUAGCUUCACGUUUGUUGUAGCAGCUUCUCCAUCUGUGACCGUGCCAACGGUGGGUCAGCAGUGUACCGAUGAAGGCUCCACUACAAAAACUGUGGCAUGGACCACUGUGACUGCCACCGAUACUGUGGGUGCAAGCAUCACUUGUUCUGAUUCUGGAGAUGGAACUGGAGUGUCGACCUCUAGUGGAACCUUUGGAGUAGGAUCACACAUAAUCACCUGCAGUGUAACCAAUUCCAAUGGCUGCUCAGGCUCAAGAAGCUUUACAUUCUUUGUGUCAGCUUCACCAUCAAUUUCAGUGCCCGUGGUCCCUGUUCAUUGCACCAUUCCAAAUCAGGUGACAACUACAGUGUCAUGGGGUUCAGUUACUGGCACCAAUACCAACGGUCAAACCAUUCAGUGUGCAUCAGCUGGAUUGCCUGUGCUUCUGGUUGGAAGUAACUUCCCGGUAGGAAGUCACACCGUAACCUGCACAGUUACCAAUAACGGUGGUUGCACGGCAACAAAAAGCUUCGCAGUUGUUGUUGUAGCAUCUCCAUUUCUAACAGUGCCCAAUGUGGGCGACAAGUGCACUGAUUUCGGUGUAGCUACCGCCACUGUGAGCUGGCCUGCAGUCUCUGGCACCAACCUGGGCGGACAAGCCAUCUCAUGCAGUGAAGGAGGAAUUGCCGUGCCUCUCAGUGGCGGUAUCGCCUUUGCUGUGGGCGCUCACACCGUGACCUGUCAGGUCUCCAACAAUGGUUGUGCAGUUUCGGAAAGCUUCUCGUUCACUGUCCAACAAUCUCCGAUUCUUAACCUGCCAACCGUCGCCGAUCGUUGUGCGAUCUCGUGGUGGGUGUAUGCCCAGGUGUCAUGGCCCCAAGUGACCGCCAUGCACAGCGACAACAACCAAAUCGUCUGCAUAGCGUGGGGAAUCUCCAUGCCUCUCACAGGGGGUUGGUGGUACUUGCAGGACUACACGCACCCACACACUUGCUUUGUCGCCAAUAAUGCAGGAUGCACAGCACAAGGAACCUUUGAUUUCCAUGUAUUCGCAAAGCCCCGCAUAACUGUGCCAUCAGUUACUAACAAGUGUACCCUGCCUGGACAGAAUGGUGUCGUAGUUUCGUGGCCCGCAGUGACAGGCACAUACUUGGAUGGCCAAUCCAUCAGUUGUACCGAACAGAACGGAGAUGCUGUGCCUCUGAGCGGAGGCAUCUCGUUUGGUCUUGGAUAUCACACAGUGACUUGCGGUGUUACGGUUGAAAUCUGCAGCACAUCAGGGAGCUUCUCGUUCAGUGUCUAUGCCAACACAGUCGUCUAG